Blastomyces gilchristii SLH14081 is the source of this 4102-nucleotide messenger RNA. Its product is annotated as DUF1339 domain-containing protein. Bases 213 to 3509 code for a protein of 1098 amino acids. Gene Ontology annotation, biological process: retrograde transport, endosome to Golgi; intracellular protein transport. The transcript is spliced from 5 exons. The record is from RefSeq and is a predicted model, not a curated record. Gene Ontology annotation, cellular component: Ric1-Rgp1 guanyl-nucleotide exchange factor complex; Golgi membrane; cytosol. Lineage: Eukaryota; Fungi; Ascomycota; Eurotiomycetes; Onygenales; Ajellomycetaceae.
CCUAGGUAAAGGCUAACUAACAACAGCUGCGGGUUGACAUAUCUGGUAUCACCUGAACAUUACUCUGGGAAGAUCAACGGGGCCAUGGAUGGCUGUUGCUUGUCAGACCUGGCUUGCUAGAGGUUGCUUUAAAAAAUCUGCCGUUGGUCCAAAGAUGGUCCAAUGCGAUACGUCAUCUUCCUUCGUUUCUAGCCAGCGCGUUAUUCCCAGCGAUGUACUGGCCAAAUGGAGUCCCUCGAGUCUAUGCGGUUAAUGGCCCUGGUAUUCAACUACCGGAAGUCGACGAUAAUGCGCAAAGCGAUGCUGGCAGCUCCCGGGAGGGCGGAGACCAGGGCUCCCGUGCGGAACGCAGCAGGACCGCCGCCGAGAGCGGCCUCGGGAGCGGAGCAUGCUGGGUAGACGAACCCAUAACUGGCCUUUGCGUUUCCCGUAGCGGGCACUUGUUCGCCACGAUGACAAAGUCCUCCAUUGCAAUUUGGCAAACUAGACCGACAGCUGUGGUGGCCGCAGUCAAGCGUUCCGACAUCUCAUUGGAAAAAUACGGCCCAAAUGCGGCGCUACUUCUACGUCCCGACUCCGCCAUUGUUGUUGUACAGACUCUCCAUGGAUAUUUAAUCACCUACUCCAUCGCAACAGAUGCCAAUUCACACGUUUACCAACAGCGUUUCCCUUUCCAUUCCAACCCACGCCGCCAGCACUCUGGUCGUCAUUUCGUCACGGAGGAAACAACUGCCAUUCUGGAAGUUAGUUUUCGUUUCAGGGUUGCCAUAAAGGUGGAUGCAGGAAUUAGCAAGGCACUGGCACUGGACAAUGAGCUGAUGGUGGCGACGGUGAAGCCAGCCGCUAUCCAGUUAAUUCGAUGGACUCCCGAUGAUACUGGACAUCAAACGAGCACGGAGCUCUUAAGCAGGAUCCCGUUUAUUUCUAAGAAGUCUACAAUUGUAGAUAUGGUCUACGACCGUGCUAUGAACAUUUUUCUGUGGAUUACGAGCGAUGGCCAAACUUAUGCGGUACAGCGCCUCAGGGAUGACGCGGAACAUUCGUCUGAAUCGAAGUCCCAGUUCAGGGGCCAUAGAUUCCAUACCCCUGAAAAUGACGGACAAAAAGCCCUUCACGUGGCUGUGAAUGCGCGGUUUUCCCUACUCGCCGUAGCCUGUGCAAACCGUGAGGUGUACGUCUACGUAGCGAAAGACUACAUGGGAAACAUACCCCUUUCACAUAAACUUGAGCUCCCUGCGUCACCAGCUUCUAUGGGUCCUGGAUCAUUUAUGAGCUAUUCUCCUGAUGGCUAUUGCCUUUUCGCGGGCUAUAAGUACGGCUGGACUACAUGGAGUGUAUUUGGUAAACCUGGAGGAACUAGCUUUGCCACUGACCGUGAUCUAGCUACCAAGAAUGGCGAGGCUUGGCUGACUGGAGUCUCUAUGGGUUCUUGGAUUGGUGGUGGUUCAUACAUUAUCCUAACAGCACCGGAGGAUAGCCAUAUCUGGGUGCUAGAAACAGCUCGCAGCGCUCUAACUGGAUGCUUCUCCUCAGCGAACAUGGCGAGAGCGCUACUGCAAACGGGAACAGAAAUCAUUUUGUAUCGCGGGCACGACUUACCAGACCUCACUACUAUAUCGGGUAAAGAUUACCUUUGGCAUCACGCCCAGUAUCCCCCUGCUUACCUCCAUGCGCAAUGGCCAAUCCGGUCUUGUAUUGUUUCUCAGGAUGGCCGAUAUGUGGCAAUUGCCGGCAGAAGAGGACUUGCUCAUUAUAGUGUCCAAAGUGGGAGAUGGAAAACGUUCGAUGACCCGAAGGCUGAAGACUCCUUUGCUGUUCAGGGCGGGUUGUGUUGGUAUGGACAUAUCUUAAUUGCUGCUGUUGAAUGUGAUAAUUCCUACGAGUUGCGGCUAUACUCUCGUGAGCUUUCCCUUAGCAGUUCUUCUGUGCUAUAUACCGAGACUCUUCCUGCGCCUGCCGUAUUCAUCGGACCUUCCGGGGAAGACUCGCUCUUGGUCUACACAUAUGACAAUAUAUUAUAUCACUAUGUGAUAAAUGCUACGCAAACGAGAAUCAGCCUUGUUCAAGUUGGUCAGAUAGCCUUUCAUGGCAUCGUUAGAGCUCCUACACGAGUUCGGGCCAUCAGUUGGGUAUUGCCUGACAGCCAGCUCCGAGAUGGUGACCCUUCCCAGGAUGUUUCUGUCGCAUCAGUUCUAUUCCUCGUUGAUGGAAAGCUUGUAUUGCUACAACCAUCAGUUUCGGAAGCGGGCGAUUUGAAAUAUGACAUGCGCAUUGUUGCCCACGAUGUGGAGUACUACAUUUUAAUGCGUGAUCAGCUGUCCUUCAACUUUGCUCCGCCCUCCGACGAACCAACCACUCCGGCAGUGGGAACCGCAGUUAGCGCGUCUCAGACUAACAUAUCUUUAAGAGAUUCUUUGUGGAUCUUUUGUGGCAAAGAUUUACUUGUGUGGAGUGAUGUACUGGAUGUUCUCCGUCCAGUCAGGGGCUCUCAAAAUGAAACAGUGAAGCCCUUGCCUAUACCAGUUGACUUUUACCCAUUAUCUAUACUUCUUAAUAAAGGCGUUGUGCUUGGUGCUGAGCCUGAAAUGAUUCAGAGACGAGAUGUUACGUUUUCCCUCCUUCGAUUUGCCAUUAGAACACAACUAUUCCUACCGUACCUCCUCCAACACAACUUAAGCCAGCUCGACACGCCAUCAGCUCUCUCCCUCUGCCAUCAUUACUCACAUUUAUCCUAUUUCCCCCACGCACUAGAAAUACUACUGCACCAUGUGCUGGAUGAUGAAGUAGACAAUCAAGAACGCCAAGCCCAGCAGGAUGGAACAGCAAGUCACCAGCUGCUACCUACCGUGCUUUCCUUCUUGCAGUCCGCUAUCCCAACCGAUGUUUAUCUGGAGAUUCUUGUUCAGUGUACCCGAAAAACAGAACUUCGAUCAUGGCGUACCCUGUUCGCUCACCUUCCUCCUCCAAAGGAACUAUUCGAACAAGCUCUCAGAUUAAACUCCCUGAAGACAGCUGGAGGCUAUUUAUUGGUACUUCAGGCAUUUGACGAGAAAGAGGACGGAGGUGCCGACAAGGGAAUUGAAGAUUCCGUCGUCCGUCUUCUCAGACUAGCUUCACAGAAGGGCGACUGGGAGCUAUGCGGGGAGCUAGCCCGUUUCGUGAUCGCCCUAGAUGAUUCCGGGGAGAUGCUCCAGCGUGCCGUCGUUAAGGUUGGAUUGAGAAGGGGAGACCAGCCGUCGCCAAACCCUUUAGGCGUAAAUCGGACCGGCAACAGAACCGUGUCCUCCAGUGGAACCUUGGGGCUGGCCCUCACUCUACCUGAACAAGACCCUGCAUCACUCUCGCCUAAUAGUAUUGGUAGUCGGCGACACAGUAGAAGAAACGGCGUGCUUACUCCGUCUAUCCCUCCUAGCACGUCAGCAACUCUAUCACCGUCCAUCUCACAACAAUCCAAAACCGAUCCUGCUGAUGAGGACAGAGACCAUUCUACAGACAACCUUGCUUCCUAAUCGCCAUCCCUACCAGCAGCUCUGCCUCAUAUGUUGGGGUAAACCUUACCGUGAUUAAUUACCCCUUAGCGCAUUGCGUUUUCUUUUACUUAUAUCCUCCUCUUUACUAUUGUUGCUGCUCAUUUAUUGAUAUAUAUAUAUACGUAUUUACGUCUCAGCGUUUUGGCCUCGUGUAUUCCUACCUUGGUUUCGUUUAACUUUCAUUCAUCCCAUUGUAGCAUGGACAGGAGGUUUUUCACAAGUGCGUAGGUUAGUUAAUUUGAGACUUUAUUUGGUCUUGUUUUAGCCUCUAGAAUAGAAUUUUCUUCGUAUCUGGCCUCUAUAAGUACUUAUAGCCACCUCUGUACUUAGAUAUGUACGAAAACAGGUUCUUGAGGUCGUCAAUAUCGGGCGGAUUAUUAAGCUUCAUUCUGUUAUCCCUCAUUCUUCCUACCAUUAUGUGUUAAAGGGGAAGAAAUCGUAUAUCCAGAUAGGUUGAGAUGAGAAUAUCACUCAAUCCAAGAUAUUUGGGUCCAUUCCUAUCCAGAAUGUAAACAUCUGGAUGAUAGGUAGUUAUCGAUAUCCACUCAAAUGAAUCACGAUCAACCACAGCC